AUGGCGCCGAAACGCAAGGAACGCGAGUCGCUCGAGUCGCUGCUGGCGCGCCCGUGGUGCUACUACUGCGACCGCGACUUCGACGAUCUCAAGAUCCUCCACGACCACCAAAAGGCCAAGCACUUUCACUGUAUCGUCGGCACCUGCAAUCGUCGUCUUAACACGGCUGGCGGACUGCGCGUCCACAUGGAGCAGGUGCACAAGGAGAACCUCGAGGUCGUCCCGAACGCCCUCGUCGACCGCCAAGGCCUCACUCCUGAAGUCUUCGGCAUGGAGGGUGUGCCGCAGUCGAUGCUUGAUCAGCGCACCUCUCUCGUGAUCAAGGAGUACAACAAGAUCGAGUCCGAGUGGCGUGCCAGAACCGGCAACCCGCUGAGCGGCACCGCGGCUGCCAAAGAAGAGGCUGAGCAAGCGAGAAAGAAGCAGAAAGUCGCUGUUGACAAGGAGGAACUCAAGCGUCGUGCAGCAGCUGCAAAAGCAGCUCGCGCUGCCAAGAAAGCCGGACUAGAGCCACCCAAGCAGUUCGCUCCUGGCAUCGACGAGAUGGAGCAGCCAGAGCCUGUCUCCUUCGCCCAAAUGGCGGCCUGGAAGGCUGCCGACGCACAGGCCGCUGCCUCGACCCCACCAGCACCAAGCGUAUCGCCAUACGCAGCUCCGCCAUUCAAGCCAAUGAACGGCGCUGCAGCUCUUCCAACACCCUUCUCCGCGCCAGUCGCUGCUUCGCCAUACCAAACUCCGCCGUCCAUCUCACCCCCUGGCUUUCCAAUGGGCAUGUACCCACCUCCAGGCAUGCCCAUGGGUAUGCCAGCCUACUCACCAUCACCAGUGUCAGGCUACGGCGCCCCACCACCAGGACUUCCUCAGCGCGUCAACAUGCCGCUCCCAGGCAUGAGCGGUCUGCCUAGCAUCCCAGGCCUGCCACCGCGCCCGACUCCAGUCGCGCCCAAUGGAAGCACGAACGGCAACGUUGAAGAGCUCAUUAACACUGAGUACGAGAAGUUCCUGGAGCGCGAGAGACGUGGUGAGAAGGCCAGCUUUGCCGAUCUCGUGGCCACCCAAGCGAAGUACGGCAUGGUUAUUGAGUCGUUGCCAGACAGCAACGGCGUCAUGGCUCCCGUCUACGCCGAUAACCCCCCGGGAUCACGAUGGUAUUCAAACCCGAAAGUCGAGGCUGGCGCCAAACUCACCUACAGCGACAACUUCCUCACACCAGAGGAGAAGAAAUCCGCCAGUCCCCGCUACCGCCGUGGCGCAAAGGCAUCAACCACUCAGACUUUCGGCCAUACCCAAGCCGCCUCCGGCGCUGUGUACUCUUAG
Messenger RNA from Fulvia fulva, 1317 nucleotides. RefSeq names its product BUB3-interacting and GLEBS motif-containing protein. The record is from RefSeq and is a predicted model, not a curated record. The coding region runs from base 1 to 1317 and encodes 438 amino acids. The transcript has a single exon. NCBI's taxonomy places the organism in Eukaryota, Fungi, Ascomycota, Dothideomycetes, Mycosphaerellales, Mycosphaerellaceae. Gene Ontology annotation, cellular component: nucleus.